AGCCGAUUCAUGUUGGUCGGAAAAAAUAACGAUAUGAUGAUGAAGCCCCCGAUUUCUAAACGACCCUGCCGGAGAGGCUGGAAGUCACCGGAAUCAGCACUGCCUUUACCCUCCGGCAGUAGCAGUAGCAGUAGCAGUAGCAGCUUCAUCCCGGAUGAAAUAAUCUUCUUCGAGAUACUGGCACCUGGAGCUCUCAAGGUCGACCAUGGUCGUGGUGCCGCGCAAGUACCAGGCCUCUCGAUUCCUCAACAUCUUCAGCUUCCAGCCAGGCGAAAGCAAGUGCGCCGAGCUUAUGGUCCGAAAGGAGUUUCAGCCCUAUGGGGUCCCGGCGUUCAGCAUUCCUCUCCACUGCGACGGCCUCAUCUUGAUCCCUGCCUUGAUGGGGAAAAUUUUCAUCUGCAACCCGGCCACUGGAGAGUUUGUUGAGUUGCCGCCUGGAAGCCCCAGCCUUCUCCAUGAGCACAGGGUCGCCUUUGGCUUUGAUCCCUGGAGUGGCGCCUACAAGGUGGCCAGGCACUUCAUCCGCUCCUACAGAGAUAUUCCACAAAUGGAUGUGGAAGAAGGAGGCGCCAUUAGAGAAUACAGCUGCGGACAUGAGAUCUUGACAUUCGGUGGUGAUGUCGGCAAGGAAGAAGCUUUGGUAUGGAAGGCCACCGUGGAUCCGCCAUACCCUAUCAAGGCCAGGACCCCGAUUUGUCUCCCGGGGGCCUUCUUUUGGAGUGCUCUCAAGUCCAUGCUACUACCUGCAAAGGUUAUCUCGAACGUCAUACUUCGAUUCAGUUUACUUGAUGAAACAUUUACGGUGCACCCUAACCCUCCGUGCAGCGAUUAUCUAGGCGGGAACGAUUCACUAUCGGCGCUAGGUGAAAAGUUAUGCUAUAUCCACUCUACCUCUCCGUGGGAGAUUUCCGUUUGGUUGGCGGAAGAUGGACCAAAUCUGGCUUGGUCACUAUGCCGCCGAGUCUGCCUGCCGAUACCAAGAAUGCUUCUUGCCUUUGCUUGCGCGUCGACUGAACGGGACAAGAUAUUCAUCACCGUUGAUGCGUGCAUCCUUCUCCGGUGUGAUCUCCGUGAUGGAUCCCUUGAAGAAGUAAUCAACAUGCCACGUGACAUGUUGUAUGAUCUCCGGAAUGGCAGAAAAAUCAACAUUGGUGCGCUCUUUGUUGCCCACUACACGGUGCCGUAUGUGGAAUCACUCCUGCGCAUCAGACCUCCGUGAUAACCAGACAUCAUAUCGUACGUGAUCUCAUCAUUAUAUAAUAAACGUUGUCUAAUUUCUUGUGUUGCAGCCAAAAUUAGCGGAAGCACAUUAAUAUACGUCUGUUUUUGCAUUGUUCUUACCUAGUCCUUACAAUGUAUUUCGUUAUGAGUGGAUAUUGUCCAUCACAAUUUUUUUAAUAUAAUUAUGCUUUCAAAGUCCUGCUGAUUAUGUACUUGUUGAUGUAGCAUGAAUUUUUCAGAUAUUGUACCUGACAUGGAGCGCUAGCUGAACCACAUGACAUGCGCACCACUUUAUUCCUGUCGCUGAUAAGUAUUUGCUGACUAGAAUGUAUCUAAACCCAGCGGCUCACCUUAAUAUUACCAGUUUUGUUGCCUAUAUGCAUCGAGUUUAGCAGACACGCCAUAUAUGGAACUUAUUAACAUAUGCCAACCAAACCAAUAUUUAUUGAUUAAAAAAGUGAGCACAAUAUUGAUCAUUUGGAGCAGUCAUGUGCGAUACAGCCCUAUGCAUACAAUACAUACCCGACAGGCCAUUCGAACAUAUUAUCAGCCUUCUUGGUCGAUGAAUUCGGGAUACUAUCAGGACUCCACAGAAGAGAUGGCUCCUGAAUAUGAUAAUAAUGUAAGACGAUGUACUUCUGUCAUAUUUGAGAUGCUACCGAUACAAUGCUGAUGCUUGAUCCUGCUUGUUUAUAAAACUGCCAAAUUGACAGAUUAUCGCUAAUAUAUCUUUUCUUUGUUAACUCGUUGUUUUGACUCACAGAGUGCUUUAGAAUAUGGUGAACAUCGAGUAUACUUUUUCUUCCUCCUAUCCUCAACAAGUAGUACUUUAUGAGCAAUCUUAUGGUGAUGGGUGUGUCUCCUUAGAGCAAAAUGUCCAGAGCAACUCGAACGCGUUUUCUGAAGAUACCUCCGAAAUCACUAAAUCGGCAAGCACAAGAGUGUGUGGUUAUUCAAAUUGAUUUUGUCAAUACUAAAGAUCAAAAUUGCAAUGCUAGACACUUAUAUUUUUAUGCGGUCCAUGUUUUGGCCUUUGGCUCCAUUUCUUCAGGAAAAAAAAUAAAAAACAAAAAAUCAGGCCUUUUGGAGCUCUUAAAAAAAUACUUUUUCUUCUGUUCUUUAUUUUGACCAUGUUCUCAGUUGUCUGGUGAUUUACUGUGAAUUUCCCUCUACAUGUGUUACAUGUAGAUUGAAGGAGGAAAAGGCAUUAGAAUUGUGCUUUAAUGUGCAAAAUAUCAUUGAUAAAGAGUAAAUUAUAAUAAGAAAUAGUGAUGCAAAAUGGACGUAUCAGCUCCCCCAAGUUUAGACCUCACUUGUCCCCAAGCGAAAUUCGAGCAUAGUAAACAUGUCACAAUUUUAUGAAGUGUGGAUUCAAUAGUAAAUAAUACCAAAAUGACAGCAUCACUAUUUAAUUUCCU
This is a messenger RNA of Triticum aestivum (bread wheat), 2639 nucleotides long. RefSeq lists its product as uncharacterized. NCBI's taxonomy places the organism in Eukaryota, Viridiplantae, Streptophyta, Magnoliopsida, Poales, Poaceae. The coding region runs from base 206 to 1219 and encodes 337 amino acids. The record is from RefSeq and is a predicted model, not a curated record. The transcript is spliced from 2 exons.